Messenger RNA from Salvelinus sp. IW2-2015, 5000 nucleotides. The record is from RefSeq and is a predicted model, not a curated record. Lineage: Eukaryota; Metazoa; Chordata; Actinopteri; Salmoniformes; Salmonidae.
GCGUCAGUCGCAGGUUCACCGACUGAUGAUGGACACAGUGAAUUGGAUUUUAAAUGUUUAUUAUUAUAGAGAUAUUUGUAAAAAUAGGCCAACUAUCGAUGCUGGUCAUACACUAAGAAUAUUAACCCCCGAGUGGGUUUUGAAUAGUAUUAGCUUGUGUGAUUGUAUAGCAAGCUAUCAACAGGAUACAUAAUCUAGCUAGCCAUGGUUCUAAUGAUGGAAUCGCAAUGUGAGUAUUUUAUGUAUUUCCCUGCGGUUCCCAUCACGGACCUGUCCGACCCGUCAAAAUACCGAACUCUCCCCCGGCGCAGUCACCUCUACCUCGGCGAAACGGUACAGUUCUUGCUGGUCCUGCGGUCCAGAGAUGGAGCGUCGGGCUCGAGCGGGACAAAGGGAAGCGGGUCAGGUGACAGCGGUACCCGGGCUUGGAAGGAGCUGGUAGGGUCCCUCUCCGCUGUAGCAAGUGUCUGCCCCGGAGAGAGCCGACAUCGCUCCCAACUUCACCCCCACGAGUUCCAGAGAAGCUACAGCGACGACUGUGUAGACGAGGAUCCCGACGACGUUGACUUUGCUGCGGGAACAGUCCACACAGCCAGAAGGGAGUCAAGGAACCGACGUUUCAGAGAAUGCAAGCCGCUUCUCAUACACAAUAAUACGGGGCGUGAUGGACGGCAGUAUCGGCGCGCACCGGUUCGGUCACCCAUGGACGAGCCAGUGGUAUUGAACGAGGAGGUCAUAUUCCCUCUGACCGUCUCAUUGGACAAACUCCCCGUCAACACACUCAAGGUCAAGGUCAUAGUGACCGUGUGGAAGCAGGAGGAGGAAAAGGCAGAGAUCAGGGAACAUGGUUACCUCACCAUCCUACAGCUGAGGAGRCCCACACACACCUUCAGACAAGACCUUAAUACCUUCAAAGCCCAGGUCAGCACCACGUUGAGUGUUCUUCCUCCACCAACUGUGAAAUGUCAACAGAUUACCGUCUCCGGGAAGCACCUGACCAUCCUCAAAGUAUUAAACUCCAGUUCUCAGGAGGAGGUCUGUGUGAGGGAUGUGAGAAUCAUUCCUAACUUCAAUGCGUCCUACCUCCCCAUGAUGCCUGAUGGCUCUGUGCUUCUGGUGGACAAUGUCUGCCACCAAUCAGCAGAGAUUGGAAUGGCGUCGUUCCACAGGAUGAACAGUAGCUCCUCUCACCUUCCCAGCAUGCUCUCUGCCCUGGAGGAGCAGAACUUCCUGUUUCAGCUGCAGCUCAGGGACCAGCCGGHGGAAGAGAGCAACGAGGGUCUGGAGGUUCCUUUGGUAGCUGUGCUGCAGUGGUCCACCCCUAAACUUCCCUUUACCAGUCCCUUCUCCAGGUACCAUCUCACCCACUACCAGCUGCCCAGCGUGAGACUGGCCCAACCCCGGCUGGUUAUGACAGCUUCCUGUCCCAGUGCUGUGCAGCUCCAGGAGCACUUCCGGGUCAAAUACACCCUACUAAACAACCUGCAAGACUUCCUGGCUGUAAGACUGGUCUGGACGCCCGAAGGUCGUGGUCGUCAGGAGGACCCCUCUGUCAGUUCUGUGGUAUGUCAUUCCCCCCUUAACAACCUGGGCCAGUGUCGGAAAGGAUCCACCCUCUCCUUUACUGUCGGCUUCCAGAUACUCAAGGCAGGACUCUUCGAGUUAAGCCAGCACAUGAAGCUGAAGCUUCAGUUCACAGCGUCCUGUUCCAACCCACCUGCUGAGGCCAGGCCCAUGUCUCUGUCCCUGUCCAGGAAGAACUCUCCCUCCAGCCCUGCUGUCAGAGACCUGCUGGACAGACAGAGUCUGGGAAGAUCACAGUCCUUCUCUCACCAACAGCCAUCACGGUCGCAUCUUAUGAGGACGGGCAGUGUGAUGGAGCGCAGGGCCAUCACCCCUCCAGUGGGAUCCCCAGUGGGUCGACCCCUCUACCUCCCCCCCGAUCAGCCGGUCCUCUCACUGGACAAGAUCGCCAAGAGAGAGUGUAAGGUACUGGUGCUGGAACCUGGAAGAGACUGAGAGACAAGGCGAGAGACAGGGAGAGGUGGAGGAAGAGAGGGGAGUGCUGGUGCUUGAGCCAGGUAGAAACAAUGAGACUGUGAAGAUGGGAGGGAGUGAAGGAAGGGAGGAAGAAGGGAGACAUAGAUAGAAAAAGGGAGAGAGAGAGAGAGAGACAUCUCUCAUGCUGAACAUUUCCUACAUCCUACAAGGCAGGCAUGAACAAUGAUUUACCAGACAGACAGAUAGACAAUCUGUCAGACACUGAAUGAUUGACUGUACGUGAGCCACGUCAUUUGAAGACACUGGAGAAAUUACUUUCAACAACACCAUUUCACAUUUUUAUCUCGACAACAUUUGAAGUUUUUAUGCCACUGUAAUGUCAACAUUCCAUUUCAUUCCUUGUUUUAUUCCUUGUGUAAUGCUGUAAUUUAAUGUGUAAAUAAUUGUUAAGGUUUUGAACAGGGUGAAGACAGAACCAGACUAUUUGUAGAAACAUUUUGGGAACUUUUUCACUGAAGAUUACUGUGUUUACCGUACAGGGUUAUGGUAAUAGCCAAUACCUUGUUAAUACAUAUUGUUAUACACUGGUAUACAUUUAACACAGUAUAUGUAAUGUAAUACUUGGAUGUUCAUUUUGUUAGUGAAAAACUGGAUUAUGUUAGUGAAAAACUGGAUUAUGUUGUGAAAAACUGGAUUUUAUUAUUGAGAAACAGGAUUAUGUUAGUGAAAAACUAGAUUAUGUUAGUGAAAAACUGGAUUUUAUUAUUGAAAAACAGGAUUUUGUUACUGAAAAACUGGAUUUUCUUAGUUUACACACUGUUAGAUAAACUUAUCUCAUGUGAUGGAUGUCAAACUUGUGAUAAAAAAAGCAGCAGGAGACCACAGGGAAAGGGUUGAGGUCUGUUGCAUUGUGGAAUAACUCUAGCCUGGUCUCAGAUCUGUUUGCGCUGUCUUCACAACUCCUAUGGUCAAUGUCACGAUAGGAAUUGGCAAGACAGCACAGACAGAUCUGGGACCAGGCUAGAUCUGUUUCACCCGUGGAUAGUGUCAUCGGGUUCACUCUUAUUAGAAUGGGUUGUAUUUUAGUGGCUUGGAGCCACACAGUCUCUACACUGUAUUUAGUAGUUAAUAAGUAUUCUACCAGAGAUGUUUUUAGCAGCAUUUGCUACUGCUUAAUAGUCUUAAAAUUGCGUAUACACACUCCUUAGUACAUUCCAGAGUACACAUAUUGUACAUAGAAGGACAUACUCCGUAACACACAUUUCAUAGUCCACAUUCCAUGAUAGGGAACAAUCCUUUCACAUCAUUUGCCUUUCCCUUGUUAUACUGCUGUUCGCCCUACUCCCUAUAAAGUGCACUACUUAUGGACCCUGGUCAAAAGUAGUGGACUAAAUAGGGAAUAGGGUGCCAUUUGGGAUACGGCCUUACACUGUUGUUCACCACUGUUAAAACUUUGAUUACACUGGUUGAUCCUGUUGAUUGUUGUUGUUAUGCCAUUCAUUCCCACCUUACCUUAUUAUUAGGGAUUUAGUCCUGGGUAACAAUCCAGAAUAGUGGAUUAUUUAGAAGUCGUAACGUCCGUUACUGUAGCUACGUUUUCAACUGUUUACAUUUGUGUUGAGAACAUUGAACAAUGGUGUGUGUGUGUGCAGGUGUGUGUGCAUGCAUAAGUGUGUGUGUGUGUAUGUUUGUGCCCCUGAAGCAUUUGUUGUAACUUUUUUGUAUGUUUGUCUCAAAUAUUAUUUUAUUUCCUGGUUCAAUUGCCAAUGGAAAUGACCAAUGGGUCUUUAUCCCUGAUGUAAAUUACAAUGUGAGGUUGGGGACAUUUCAAACGAUCAGAUUUUUUUUUUUUACUGUGUGUCAAAAGCCCGGUUUAUACCUGGCUCUAACAUGCAUCCUUUGUCCUGAUCCUGUCCACAUUUUGAUUGUGCCCACAUUUUUAGACAGGUGUUGACAAUCAAAAGACACAUUGUGAUCUGAUUGUAAUCAGAUCAUCCUGCCCACCUCCGGAGGUAGUCAYGCACGCAUUGUGUCUUUAUAUCUUACAAGUGUAGACAGAUCUGGACAGAGAAACCAUUUUAGUACAUUAUUCCACCCGUUAAAAUCAUUGACAGGUGGCACCAUUGACUGAUUACAUCAAUAUGUGUCUUACAAUAAAUAAAUACAUCUUAUUUUGAGUAGUGUAAUAAUUUGCAGAAAGGAUAGGAUCAGGAAAUGUGGUCACAAUGCAGACACAUUGGAUGGAUAACAGACACAUUUUAAUACCAUGUGUAGACACAUUUCUGGAAAUGUGUGCACAUAUAGAAUGUAGACAAGAUCAGGACAAAGGACCCAUGUUAACACCAGGUAUAAACGGGGCUUAUUAUGCCUUGUUUUCCCUGGACACAAAGUACUUGCUUGUGUAUUCUUUGUUUAAUUUAGAUGUUUUUAUCUCUAUAUCUUCACAUGAAGUCAAGAAAUAGAUGUACCCAAGACUGUGUGUGCAGAGGAUGUGUGUGAUUUAGUUUCUGAUGUUUCAUUUUGUUUAGAUGUUUGAUUUCCUUCAGCCUGGAAUUGAACUGAAAAACAAAACCAUUCCAACUCAAUUUUCAUUGUUCCCGAACACUUGAUGAACAAAAGUUUGGUCACAAACAUUUCCAUUCCUUUCCUCUGUGAUUUUAAAACAAUGUAUUAUAUUACUACUUGGACCAAAGUAGCUCACAAUAUGAUUGUUUAUGUAUAUUAGUGACUUAUUUUUAACAGUCAUUGUUGUUAAGCACUUGAAUUGAUUAUAAUUGUAUUGUCCUUGGUUCUUUGGACACACAAACAACAAAUGCAGUUGAUUGUGUCACAGAUGUACUGUGGCACGUUGUUUGCUAGCAGUCUCACUGGCCUUAUUUUAGAUGCCUCGAAUACAAACGUCUGUCAGGGAAAASUGUUGGGGGAAAAAUAGUUUUGAGUCACUCCUCGUUUGUUGCACUCUUGAAAUGUGAAAUAAAUACAGUUGGAGCGAUUGGGAA